GGGUGAAAUUGGUUCAUCUUGUUUGUCUCCCCCACCUGUACGGACGGUGCCCCAACCUCCUUUACACUCUUCUUGUCGGGAAUCAAACAGAACCAUCAUCACCAACCCCAAUAAACACGAUAUCGUGGUAUUGGAUAUACAGCUCCACAACAAAAAAAUGGGCAAAUCACGAAAGACCUACCUGAUCCCCAAUACUGUUGGGUUUUAUCCGUCAGACGGUCUCGUGGCAUUGGGACGCAUCAUUACCGAUCCCUGGGUUCCCGAUGAGGCGAUCAACCCAACAUCCACCUUGCCACUUCCAAAGCUGGAACAACAAACGGAGAGGGAUUUCAAGACAGUCAUCAAGCAUGGUUCAAAGGGAAGAUAUGGCAUAUUCUUGCAGUUCCUUAACCUGUCCGUUGUUGAGGGAAAGCUUGGCUUUCACCAUUCAAACCACGAGGAUUUGUACAUGUCUGCGUCGAAGAUGGAAACAAAAUACUUCAUUCCGACCGACGAAUAUGUCGAAGAAGCCUUGCGACAGCAUGAAGUCACUUCGAAGCUUUCAAAGCAAGGAUAUACAGAAAAACUCUAUAUGAUCAUCGGUCUCAAGAUUGCCAGGGGCGCCCAAGUCACGACGCUCACAUCCAGUGCGAAAGGCGGCGAUGCGAAGGUCUCUGUCGACGGGUCCUCAUUCGGAGCAGCAGGGCUCAAACUAGGACCGGAAUUGGAACUUUCCCAUGCUCAUUCAAUAUACAAGUCUUCUAAACCCGAGUCGGACUUUGUGUAUGCCUAUAGACUGCGAGAGAUCUUGUACUACCAGCAGUCGCGCCCGAUAGAUACUCGCGAUUAUACUAAGGGUGCGGCAGCUGGAUUGAACCAUGGGGCUUUGAAUUCCAAGGAAGGAGAGGAAGUGGCGAGUGCUUUGAUUGACGACUUCGACUUUGACGGAGUAGUGAAUGAAGAUGUUGGACGGGAAGAUCUGACGAGCGAGGGAGAUGUGUACGAGGAGGUAGAUGAGGAAGACGGGGAGGAAGUAGAUGUGAUUAUCAAAUCGAACUAACAUAACUACUGCGGCUGUAAACCUUCCAAAUGAAAAAACGGGACCACAUAUAUUCGAG
Molecule: messenger RNA, 1097 nt
Organism: Penicillium brasilianum
Lineage: Eukaryota; Fungi; Ascomycota; Eurotiomycetes; Eurotiales; Aspergillaceae
Source: the annotation of a GenBank genome assembly